AUGGCUACCCACGAGUUGUCGUCGAGCAGCACCGAAGCAGCAGUGACUGAUGAUGUCCUCAACCUCGAGAGCUUUGGCUAUAAGCAGGAGCUCAAAAGAGACUUCUCGCUCUUCGGAAUGGUCGGCUUCGCCUUUUCAGUCUUGACAUGCUGGACGGCACUGGGAGGUUCUCUAGUGGCCGCCAUUGAAGCAGGAGGCCCGCCGGUCAUCAUCUACAGCUGGAUUGGAGUUUCAUUCUUCUCCCUCUUUGUGGCCUACUCAUUCGCGGAGAUCUGCAGUGCCUUCCCCGUGGCUGGCGGGCAAUACUCGUGGGUUGCAAUCUUGACGCCUCCGAAAUGGGCGAGACUCACCUCCUACUUGUGUGGCUGGUUUAUUGUCAUUGGUUUCUUGUCUGCAGGAGCUGCAAAUGGCUUCAUCGGCGCCAGCUUCGUGCUCGGAAUGGCACAGAUUGCACAUCCAGACUUCGUUAUUGAGAGAUGGCACACCUGCCUUGUUUGCUAUCUCGUUCUGAUCCUCGCUGCGGCAGUCAAUGUCUGGGGUCGGCAUCUACUCAACAAGAUGGGCAAGAUCAUGAUAACCUUCAAUCUGCUCUCCUUCAUCGUCGUUAUCAUUGUCAUUUUGGCGAAGGAUCAGCAUAAAGCGAGCGCUGCGUUCGUCUUCAAAGACUUCAACAACAACACUGGCUUCGGCCGUUCUUACGCAAGCUUGCUGGGAAUCCUCCAGGCGGCGUUUGGAAUGACAGGAUACGACGCAACCGCGCAUAUGACGGAGGAGAUGCGCAAUGCUAGACAUGAUGCUCCAAAAGCCAUCAUCUGGUCCGUCUGGAUUGGUGCAUUCACGGGUUUCGCCUUCCUCAUUGCAUCCUUCUUCUGCAUCCGCAAUCUCGCCGCGAUCGAGACGUCCUCGACUGGUGUGCCUCUGAUCGCCAUAUUCUACGAAGCUACCGGGAGUGUUGGAGGCGCUAUUGGCCUUACCACCCUCAUCACCAUUAUCGCCUUGGUCAGCUUGUGCUUCCUCAUGGCGCAGAGUUCGAGGGUUGUGUUCUCUUUCGCUCGCGACCAUGGGCUGCCUUUUUCCGGAACCAUCAGCAAGGUUCAUCCUACGCUCCAUGUACCCGUCUACAGCAUCUUGACCGUUCUUGUUGUCAACAUGGCUCUGAUGGCGAUAUACUUCGGAUCGGUAACUGGAUUCAACACCGUGCUUGGGAUCUCAACGGAAGGCUUCUAUCUUUCUUAUAUCAUGCCACUCCUCGUUCGCAUUUGGGGACGACUGGAAGGUCGAGAAGGAAUCGACAGCGCCUACUCUCUCGGUCGCUUCGGUAUGUUCUUUAAUGUCAUUGGCAUUCUUUACCUGGCUUUCGCCGCUAUCGUCUUCAACUUCCCCUCCGUCAGCCCUGUCCACGCCAACAACAUGAACUACACUUCGGCCGCCGUCGGCGUGUGUGGUCUGAUUGCUGCCAUUACAUGGAUGACGACGGGACGCACUCGUUUCACGGGUCCUCAACGAGGUGGGAUCUUGGAUGGCCGAGUACCAAGGCAUGACGAAGACAUCCAUCACGUCAAACCUGCUCCUAGCCCCAAAGGCCUCGAAGAUUGA
This is a messenger RNA of Cladophialophora psammophila CBS 110553, 1596 nucleotides long. RefSeq lists its product as uncharacterized. NCBI's taxonomy places the organism in Eukaryota, Fungi, Ascomycota, Eurotiomycetes, Chaetothyriales, Herpotrichiellaceae. The record is from RefSeq and is a predicted model, not a curated record. The transcript has a single exon. Gene Ontology annotation, molecular function: transmembrane transporter activity. The coding region runs from base 1 to 1596 and encodes 531 amino acids. Gene Ontology annotation, biological process: transmembrane transport. Gene Ontology annotation, cellular component: membrane.